AUGGGGCUCAACGAAAAGCCCACUCCAGUCACUGUCGACAUCACCCCAGCAUCCGAAGAACAAACACCACAGCCCACCCCCGAAAUCGAACAACAAACUUCCUCUCCUCCUUCUCCUGCACCACCCAACUCCCGCUGGCGUCGCAUCAUAGGCAUCGUAUGGGAUACCUUCGACGGCACCCCCCAAGAACGGCGCUACGUCCGCAAACUCGACACCUUUCUCCUCUCCUACAUGUGUCUGGCAUAUUUCAUCAAACAACUCGACCAAACCAACAUUUCCAAUGCGUUUGUGUCGGGCAUGCAGGAAGAUCUUGCUUUAUAUGGCAACGAGAGAAAUUGGCUCAAUACGUGGUUCAAUAUUGGGAUUCUGCUGGGUACGAUUCCGAGUCAGUUGAUUCAGGUGGAACAUGUUCGACCGAGUAUCUGGCUUCCGAGCUGUGAAAUCUUUUGGAGCAUUCUCGUAGUGGGUAUGGGUUUCGCGAAGAAUGUUGAGACGCUAUAUGCUCUGAGGUUCUUCGUGGGCUUUGCAGAAGCGUGUUGCUUUCCUGGUUUUGCUGCUCUGCUUGGUGGGUGGUAUGGGGUGAAUCAGCUGGCGAAACGCGCUGCUCUCUUCGAGCAAUCCUCUGCCAUCGGGAACAUGUUCUCUGGCUAUUUGCAAGCCGCGCUUUACAAAGGCAUGAAUGGUCAUCUCGGACUUCGUGGAUGGCAAUGGAUGUUCGUCUUUGACGGCAUCAUCGGCAUCCCCAUUGGUCUCUGGGGAUACUUUGCCAUCCCAGACCUACCACACAACACUCGAGCAUUCUACUGGACGGCAGCAGACAAAGAAUAUACCCUCUCACGCGUCGAGCAACUCGGAAGACCUCCCACACCCAAGCUCACGCUCAAAGCUCUCUGGGGAGUUUUCACAAACUGGAGACUUUGGCUUUUCAUCCUCCCCUACAACAUGGUCGGCCAAGCCAUCUCCGGUCUCAAAUACUUCAACCUCUAUCUAAAAUGGGACGGCUGGAGCGUCGUCGACAUCAACAUUCUUCCCACCGGAGGCGACGCACUCAGUGUCGUCGCCGCACUCUUCUUCGGCAUCCUCGCAGACCAGACGGGCUGGAAUGCCACUCUGGUGGUCCUAUUGCAAGGAAUCGUCAUAACGAGUAAUUCCAUGCUUGCGGCGUGGUGCUCGGGUCAUGAUUUGUCGAAAGGAAGUCUCCUGUUUGCGUACUAUCUCAGCUAUGUAGGCUUGGCUGCGCAGCCGAUUGUUAUUUCCUGGGGCAACCAUCUCGCAGCCAGCGAUCCCAUUCUCCGCCAAAUGCUCGUGGCGUGCGGGAACGUAGCUUCAUAUACAUGGAAUGCGUGGCUGCCACUCGCUGCAUUUCCGACAUAUGAUGCGCCAAAGUACGAUUAUGGAUAUCAGAUCUUGGUCAUGUUUAGCGGUCUGGCGAUUGUGGGUGUGGUUGCUAUGUAUUUGUUGCGAGAGAAAUUUGCUAGGAAGAGUCGGAGAGCGUGA
Molecule: messenger RNA, 1497 nt
Organism: Sphaerulina musiva SO2202
Lineage: Eukaryota; Fungi; Ascomycota; Dothideomycetes; Mycosphaerellales; Mycosphaerellaceae
Product: MFS general substrate transporter
Exons: 6
Coding region: 1-1497 (498 amino acids)
Biological process (GO): transmembrane transport
Cellular component (GO): membrane
Molecular function (GO): transmembrane transporter activity
Source: RefSeq, a predicted model, not a curated record